GUCUGAGCCUCCCUUCUGAAGCUGCUACCCCCCCCACUCCUCCUACCCGACCCCGAAUAAGCGGAAGAAAAUGGAUGGAUGGUUUUAUUUAUGAAGUGUGUGUGUGUGUGUGUGUGUGUUGUGUUUGAGGUGGGUGAAAGAGGCCUUCGCCCUGAACGCUAUUCCUGCAAGGACCGCCACUGUUUACGAACUCCCUUAAAACAUGACUUUUACUUGUAGUUACAUGUAUUAAAGGAGCUAUGCCUCUUCGGCGGCCAGUAGGGGGAGCCAACGCACCGACUAAUAAUCAGACGUUGAUUGAUUUCCAGCCUGUACUUAUUUUAAACGAAUUUAUCGACAAAAACAGACGUAGCAGAUGCUUUUCUCGCCAAACGAGGGACAAAUAUGUGUCCAACAAUGUGUAUAUGUGAGUACUUACAUUACAAUAUAUGAGAUACAUGUUAUAAGUUCAACAUAAUGUGGAAGAACAGAGUUUAACAAUUGACGUCACCUAAAAAAAAUCCACAUUAAUAAGAAACAUCACUUUAGACGCUAGGUUUGCUAACUUUAUAGCUAUUCGCCAGCAAGAAAAUAUUCGUCCUGACAUUUGAAUAAAGACGCACGUAACAUAUCUAAUCACAUAAUCUGUGUAAAGACCUACAGUUGUAAAAGUUUGACUAAUUAAAGUCGCCCCCCGGUGGGUUUCCUCUCCCAACUCUUUCCGUCGCCCUCCCCGCUGACGUUACGCACGCUGCCGUGGCGUGCCUGCGAGCUGAAUAACAUGGAGUCCUCCGCCUGGCACCUCCGAGGAGGGAUCCUAUCGAAAAACCCGAGCGGCAACUAGAGACCAGGGGGCGAGCUGGUCUGCGCGGAGCACGUCGGAGCCUCCAGCGAGCAUCGGCGCGGCUCGUAAAGCUCCGGAUCCCGGCCCAGAAACUAUGACGGACGGCGCUUAAGACGGCGUCAGCCUCGCUGUGCGACCCGCAAAACCAGGCCGAUUUCAACUCAGAAGAAGUUGCACAAUGUAGGGAAGCUGUUUGCCGGUGGGACUCCAUACUGUCCUCUGGGGGACCAUGGAGCCAGAUGGGCAGCCCCUAACCCCAGGGACCAGCAAUGGGCCCCUAUCCUACGGUUCAGCACAAAAUCCUACCGCCGCUAACUUCCUCAGCUGCAGCUUAGAGUCCUCAUGUUCUCCAAAUCUGAGCGACGGCGUGAUGACGGCCGACUGCGCAUGGGGGCUAGAUGGAGAGGACGACCCAGAGCGGGCGGCCGCAGACCCACAGAGGGACGCACAGAGGAGAUUCAAGUCCUCAGCCUUUCCUUCCUCUCUAAGUUGGGACUCGGACUCAGAGAAGGAAGCUCUAGAUGAGGAGGAGCUCCAGAACUUUUCCAACCCUCACGGUCUGGCCACCCACAGCCCGGGAUCUCCUUCAGCCGGACUCAGGCUUGAUGGUGAGGAUGACCAGGAAUUUGAGAAACUGCAUUCCCUCAGUAGUACGACUGACACAUCCACCCCUGCAGAGGGGCGCAGUGACAACAAUGAGAGCACAAACAAAGAGGAGCCAAAUACAAGUCGACUUGGCCAAACAGAAUCAGCAGAUAACAGAGUCUGGAGUGUAUCCGAGGUUGCUGAGCCAUUUCUGUCCAAAAGAAAACCAAAGCAAGCCUCCCCGAAGGAGGAGGAGGCUGACAGCGACGAGGGAGAGACAAAGCCCAAGGGAAAUGAAGCCAGGGAGCUUGAGAGAGAUGUUUACACCUUCCCUGGAGACUCCGACCCAGAGAGUCCACCUCCUGCUCCAUGGGCUCACUGCACUUUCAUUCAGCGGUGCAGAAGAAAGAGGGCGCUGCUCAGACCCUUCUCUGGGAUUGGAUCGCCCAAAACCCACAAGUCGGAAGGACUGAGCCCUCAAACAUCUAAAACCGAUGAUACAGCGGUGCUCAGUCGAGCGGCAGAGGUCUACGAAUUUGAGGAAGUCAGCUUUGACGAUGGCGAGACAAAGUACAGAGACAAUGACGGGAAGGAAGUAGAGGCAGAGGAAAGCGGGCAGGGGGCAGGUAACGAAAUCUUCACCUGUGUGGAGUGUAGCAUUUACUUCAAAAAGCAGGUUCACCUGCAGGAGCACAUGACUGAGCACUGCCAGAUUUCCCCAGGCGGAGGCAGGCGUUCAGGCAAAGGCAGCCGCUUGCGAUGCGCCGAGUGCGGAUGGAACCUGCCAAACCGCCCGGCGCUGGCCGACCACCAAAGAAGGCACCAGGAGUCCCGUCUCAAGAUCCUGGAGGAGAUUGAGAAACUGAACGAAAACGAAAAGGCAAAAGAAUCUGACGCACUGGAGAGCAGAGCAGUGAGGCAUGGGUCCACUGACCCAACUGUUGCGCAAUAUACAGGCGAAAUGUCAGACGGAGAUAUGGGGAAAUCUCCUCUUGUGUCCACGGCUUCUUUUUCAGUUCAGGACUCAGACCCUGCCGUCAUCGACGUGGACUCUGUGACCCCGAGUUCGAGUUCAGUCCGAAGCCCAGCAGCGGCUCACCGCCGUCGCUUUGUCUGCACCGAGUGCAACUUCAGCACAAGAACGUCCCAGGCUCUGGCUAAUCACUCCAAGAUUCACAAGAGAAAGAAGCAGAUCCUCCACCCGCACCCCAGUCAGAAAGUACUGAGAGAACCUGGGAAGAUGUCAACUAAGGAGGACAAUGAGGCCAGCCAGUCUUUAACGUCUAAUGCACAAAUAUUAAACCUAGCCCCAGAUUGCCGCUACCUCUCUGAGUGCGGCUCUCCGCCCAACGCUGCUCCCGUUACAAACCAGGGAGACAUCACUGCCUCCGAGGACAGUACGACAUCAGACCGCGGUGCCGACAGGAGGUUCAGGACAGCAGGGAAGCUUUGUGCUGAUCGGUCAAAGUUUGAUUGUGAGGCAGAUGAUGUCACGCUGCCUGGGAGUGAAGCGGAAGAGCAGAAACGUGAUCUCUGCGAUGAACCUAAGCCAUCCCUGCGAGAGGCAAGCUCACCUGUGGGAAGGAAGCUGCACAACACUGAGGAGUCGUCACCGCAACACGAGGCAACCUUAUCAACACCUGCCAAGAAGAGUGCAAAGGACCAAGACAAACAGGAGGUGCCGAAAGACAGAAAGGUUUUCUUUUUGAGGAGAAGCAGCAGGGUCACAGUAACCCAGGCGCAAACUGACAGCGACGACGACGACGACGACACUGACGAGGAGCACAUGCGGUGUUUCCUGUCAGAGGGCGUCUUCGAGAAAGCCGCGGACGAAAUUGACGAGGACUCGGAGGCGCUGAGGAGUGUGGAGAGGAAGUGCCCCUACUGCCCCGACCGAUUCCAUAACGGAAUCGGUCUCGCCAAUCACGUGAGAGGCCAUCUGAAGCGAGUGGGCGUCAGCUACAACGUGCGACACUUCAUCUCCCCCGAGGAAGUCAACGCCAUUGAGAAGAAGUUCUCGUAUCAGAAGAAGAAGAAGAAAGUUGCCAACUUUGACCCAGGCACAUUCAGCUUGAUGCACUGCGAGUUCUGCAGCGCUGGCUUCGACACACGGGCCGGCCUGUCCAGUCAUGCCCGGGCUCACCUCCGUGACUUUGGGAUUACUAACUGGGACGUUACCAUCUCACCUAUCCACAUUCUGCGGGAGUUGUUCUCCAGCAGGCCAGAUCUGGUGAUUCCUAUGGACCCCCCACGCAGUCUUGGGAGCUCCUCAGAGGAAGAUGAGGAGGAGGAUUGCGAUGAGGGAGACUCAAAAGAUGGAGGAAUUAUUAAGGUAAAGCUUGAAGGGGAGACGUGUGGAAAGACCCUCCAUCCCUCCGACUCUGUUGCCCUGUCUCCAGGAUAUCGUCCACGCAGAAAGAAGGGGGAAGGAGUGAAGGACUGUGAAGCCGAUGACAAGGAAGCAGCCGAUGAAGAGGAUGAGGAGGGUCUGCGACUUUCCUCACUGGAUGCUCUUUGCUUCAGUACUGGAAAAAAGGACAGCCUCUCCCUCAGGGAGGUUGUAGAUGGCAAGGUCAAGAAGUGGAAAUGUGAGGUCUGUGACUCUCAAUUCGAGAGCAGACGUGGACUCUCCAUCCACUCUCGCGCUCACUUGCGCCAGCUGGGCUUCACCGUGUCAGAGAGUGGCGGGUCGGCCAUCGAGCUGCUCCACCGGGUAGCCGUGGAGCGCAGCAUCGACGGCAAAAUCAGCUCAUCUCUGCUGACGCCCAAGAAGCCCUCCCAGCCCGUCUCCCUCAAAGCCGAAGAGAUGGAGGACGUGGAGUUGGACGAGAAGCCCAUUCCUCUCUCCAUACUGGCCAAAGCGGCGAAGGCGGUGCCCUCCGGCUCCGCUACGCCCACGCCGUCUCCAGGUGCCUCUCCAGCUCCAGCUCAUUCCAGCUCACCUUCCUCAGUAGUGAAGAAAGCCCCCAUUUCAUCUCUACUGCCCGUGUCUUCCCUGUUGCGCUCACAAGAGCACAAAGUUGGGGGGCUGAAAUGCCUGACCUCUAAUCUAUCCGCUGCCUCCGGAAACGCAACAUCCAAACCGCUCUGGGCUCCGCAGGAGAACGAUGCUCCUCUCAACCUCACACUGGAUAUGGACUCCGACAAGGACAUCGUUUGUCAGCUGUGCGGCGCCUGGUUUGAGACUCGUAAAGGCCUAUCCAGCCACGCGCGAGCCCACCUGCGACACUUUGGCGUUGAGUACUCAGAGUCCAAAGGCUCUCCUAUUGAACUCCUGAGCCAGCUCAUGGACACAGAUGACUUCAAGCACAAGGCGAGUGCGCUGGAGCUGGACAGUCCCACGGAAACUCAGGGCGUGUCCCCAGCGCUUUCCCCCGCAAAGCAGUCGCUGCUAACGCUCUCUUCUUCUUCCUCCGCAUCACUCCUCUACAAAGUGACCACAGUUGGGGGUGGGUCCAAAACUACCUCUGCCUCGUCUCUACCAGGUCCGCCUGCCAAGCGUCUCAAGACCUCUUCCAUGCAGGUCUUCCGCCUCAGCAGCGGGGAGCUGAUGGCCCUUCCACACAAUGAACCUCCAAAGGAAAUAGGAUGCGAGUAUUGUGGGGAGUAUUUCGAGAAUCGCAAAGGCCUCUCCAGCCACGCCCGCUCCCACCUGCGCCAAAUGGGGAUUACUGAGUGGUCUGUCAAUGGGUCUCCAAUUGACACGUUGCGGGAGAUCAUCACCAGGCGAGGCCUGCCCUGCGCCCUUCCUCUCAAGCCUCUCAAAUCCCCCCCACCGUCCUCUCCGGGACCUCCUCGCUCUCCUCUGUCGCCUUCCUCGUCUCCACUCCUCAGCCGCCUGCCUUUCACCUUCGCACGCCCGUCCAGUCCUCCUCAGUCAGUGAUGUCCAAAUCCAGCUCAGCUCCACCGAUGUCUCCGAGCAGCCUGGCUCUCAAGCCAAAGCCGGAGCCAGUGCAGGUGGAGGUCACUGCACCCGGGUCUGUGGGAAGAGCCGGAGGUUUUCCGGUUGAGCCGCCAAGCUCGAACUGGAGCAAGUCCGACAAAGUUUAUCCCCUUAACCUAGCCAUGGCCCAUGAAGUGGAGCCUACGAGGGACAUUCGAUGCGAGUUCUGUGGGGAAUACUUUGAGAACCGCAAAGGUCUAUCCAGCCACGCGCGCUCCCAUCUGCGGCAAAUGGGCAUCACGGAGUGGUCUGUCAAUGGCUCGCCCAUCGACACGCUGAGGGAAGUCAUGCACAAGCGACGGUCCAGUAGCUCAUCUCGCUUGGACCAAGGAGUGAAGAAAGAGUCCAGGCAAGGAACCACCAGUCCGCUGUGGGAAAACGCAGCAGGAGCCCGUGGCUCAGAUGGUUUGGGUGUUUCAGGCUACCAGUCCUCCAAGUUUCGUAAAUCUCCUCUCAGUUUGGUGCAGUCCGGGUCGAGGAUGCUCAAGCAGGGCCUCGGCCCCGUGGGUCCAUCUGUCUCCCAGCCUGCAGGGAAGUUGUUCCGAUUGUCCCCUCUGGCCAAAAGGCCCAUGUCAGAUAAGACCCAGUCAGCAGAGGCCGUUGCUUCACACGCACAUCGACUUAAGACUUUUCCAUCGCUUCCACACGAUUUCUCCUACAAAAGGAAACCUUCACCAGAAAAGCACGGACACCAGGACCCCAGUUGUGAGCUGUGCGGCUUCUACUUUGAGAAUCGUAAGGCUUUAGCCAGCCACGCGCGCGCCCACCUGAGGCAGUUUGGCGUGACUGAGUGGUCUGUGAACGGGUCGCCUAUCGAGACUCUGAGCGCUUGGAUACGCAGCAGACCACAAAAGGUCCUGGAGAUGCACCGCAACUACAUGCAGGGUAACCGCUCCUCCCCGAAGAAGAAGACGAGCUCACCUCUCACCUCUUCUGUGGAUUCUGAUCAUGUCCUCCCAAUCUCAUCGCAGAAGGCCCACUCCUCCUCGUCCCCUUCUUCCUCUCAGUGGUCUUCUUCCCUGGCCGCUAGCCUGGCUCGGCCGCGGAGCCAGGAACUCCGCCGGGGCUCCUCCGAGGCCACCGACGAGGAAUCGGGGGCCGCCUUGCGGUUGGCUCCGGCCAGGGCUGGCGGAAGCAGCCCCACCUUCUCGCGCCUCGGCAGCAGCCUUCAAGCACAGGUGGCCCGCAGCGAGCUGAAUGUCCGCCUGCCAAGAGGUUUCGAGCGUCGGCCUUUGAAGCACCCAUCCUGCCCAGACGGAGCCGACAGGGACAGUGGCUCUCCAAAGCCCCCGCGCACAGGAACCGUCCCCUCCCUCGUACCCAAGCCACCUUCCUACCCACUGGUCAAACUGGUGGGCAAGUUCUACACCCUGAAGUGCCGGUUCUGCGAGGUGGAGUUCCACGGCCCACUGUCGGUGCAGGAGGACUGGAUCAGACACCUCCAGCAGCACAUCUUCAAGAUGAACUACAACAAGCCUGCCGCUCUAAAAGCAGCCACCGCCGACGGCCACAACCCAGACAACAACUUGACCCCGGUCCACGCCUCCGACCCCAGUUCAAGAACUGUCUCCAGCCCGACCCGCUCCACGGCCCCCAACAGCCACUCCCCCACGCCCGUGGCGGAGUUCGCUCCCACCGUAACUGUCAAAGAGAUCACACAGGUUUCAGAGGAGCAGGCCGCCAUAAUCCCCACUCCCAUUCCUCUCCCCACACAGAUGGUGUGAGCCCGAGCUCCUCGCGCGUCACCGCUUGUUUUGUUCGCCCACCGCUUUUUCCUUCCUGCAACCUCCAGAAACUGUAAUAAGAGAGGAGCUUUCUCCAUCAUAAGAGCCCUUUUGAAGCCCCCCAAGCACCUUUGAAGCAUCUCUAGACUGUUCCUAAGUCCUGUUGCCACGGGAACGAAGCUUUCCUGGCUCCGCUUUGGGUUAGGGGAUGGGUGAUAAUGGGAACUGUCCGAGGUCAUGAGGAGAGAUCAAAUACUACUUUGUGUUUGCCUUGUUUAUACUGAAUGUUCAGAUAUUUCUGUACCUUUCCCAAUCACUGGGACACUAAGAGGCUAACAUGAACCCUUUAUCAUACUUUUACUGCCCUGUCUACUACAGCUCAACCCUCCAUCCUCACACGAGCAAGACUUGUGAGAUGAAGGGAAUCCUGACUGAAUUUCUAAUCAUGCUCGUCUCACCACUGAGACUUUUAGGUGUGUGAUAAAACACUUGGUGUUAAAAAGGCACUUUUAAAUUUGACACUGUCAUCCUGCACUUAAUGAAACAAUUUACAUGUGUUACCGUGACAUUUUGGAACAACAAGUAGAAGCACAAAACUAAAAAAACAAUCACUCAGAUUAACCUUUUUGUUGUAAUACUGUCCCCCAAAGUCUACAUAUAUAUUUAGCUAGAAUGUAGCGAUCUUAUAUACAUGUUAAUACACAGACACACAUACAGUCAUUUUCAAAAGUAUGCAUACUUUUAGAACUUUUUGAUUUUUGUCAUAAACUUUAAUGCAUUUUAUUGGGAUUUUAUGUGACAGAUAGACCAACACAUGAUAGUGUCUGAAUGUGAAGUGAAAAGAAAAUUAACCUUAAUUUUCCGCAAAUAUCGCCAAUGCUAAUAACACUCAUUUUAAUUCAAUUCAGGUCGAUUUCACUUUCCAGCAAUUUUUCCUAUUGAGCAUGCAUGUGGUGAAAGUAGAAAGGAAAAAAAUCCCCUUUAACAGGAUUAAGCUGCAUUAGAACCAGGCUCAGUGUGCCAAACUGGGCCUUUUUGUACAGACAAGACACACAAACAAACAAAAACCAGAAACGCUGAUCCAGGAGUAAUAUCUAUGCCAGCUAGGACAAUGAUGUACCGUAAUCUGCGGACUAUUGAGUGUGACUGAAUAUAAGCCACAUUCACUAACUUUGAAAAGAAAAAAAAAGUGUACAUAUGUAGGGCGCACUUAUCUAUAAGUCAUAGGUGACCAUCACUAUCUACAAUAAUUCUUUAUUUUAUUUAUAUAUAUAUAUAUAUAUAUAUAUAUAUAUAUAUAUAUAUAGUAGCCUACCAGUAAAAAACAUUGAUUGCUAUCUUCAUCCUUCUCAUGAGCACUAUAACACUUAACGCAUCUCAAUUUCACAUUCAUCUUGAGGCAAAUUUGCUUGAGCUUGUCCAAUCUUUCAAAAUCCGCAGGUUAAAGGUUGUAUGUUAGCCACAUCACAAGGUUCCAAACCUCUGAAAAAAGUAACAGCUUGUAGUCUAAAAAUUACCGUAGACCAAGGAAUGUUCCAAACUUAGAUCAAAGUCCAAUUGAAAAUCUGUGUCAAGAUGAAAGAUUCUUUUUAAAAGAUGUUUUCCAUCUAAUGUAAAACAUUAAAGAUUUAGUGAAAAUGUUCUGGUAGCGACAAAAGACUUACGGCAUCAGGUGCGUCUAAAACCUAUGAAUUUUGAGGGGCUGAGUGCAAAUGUGCAGCAAUUUUUUUCUUUUAAUAUUCUUUCUUUAAAAGGAUUAAAGCACAUAUCAGUUUUCUGCAACUUCACAAUCAAGCAGUGCUUUGUGUUAGCAUAGAAUCUAAACAAGCUACAUUGACGUUGUUAUGGAAAAAUAUAAAAGCAAAAUAAGUUCAAGGGGUAUGAAUACUUUUGGAAGGCCCCUUCCACAGUAGAAACACAUGAAUCCCCAAACCUUUGCUUAUGAUUCUACUGAUGUUUGUGCCUGUCUUCAUGUUACAGCUCCACAGCAGCGCCACCUGCUGUCACGACUGAAGUUUUCCCAGCCUUGACCUUUGACGACUUAGGUCAGAGCCCUCGGUUACUCAUUUCAGUUCGUCCAUUCAGUGUUGCCAUGUUCUUCCUGCCUUUUUUUUUUUUUUUACAUAACCCAAAUUAUUUAUUUUUUAUUUUGCAUCUGAAUGUGGGAAAUUUCAUUCUGUUUAAAGCCGAAAGUAUCAUUUAAAAAAAAAAGUAGGUCACCAGUUUGCGCCUGUUUGUUUGUACAUUUUUGUACAUUCACUGCAAAUAUGUCCUUUUUUUUCUUUAAAGGUAAAAAAAAUUCAAGUCAAGCUGCUUGAAUAAAAGACGCCUCCUUAGAUAAAACGGACUCGUGUGUGAGCCUGUCUUGUCGUAGAGUCCAGUCAAGACUUGAAAUGCAUCCAUGGUUGUGAAGGAUGUGCCAAAGAGCCUGUUUACUUCCAUGUCUUGCCUCUGUAAAAGCUGUUUACAUUGGACCCGACGGUGGAGAGCUAGCACACGCGCAACGGACAACGACGGACUGGAGCGGCGUUCGGAGUAAUCCUGCUUCCUUAUAAGACUUCAUGGGACUUAAACCGUUGUUACUGUAGAGCUCUAUUUAUUCCAGUUGCAAACCAAACAGGAGUUGACAAGGGGGCGGGGCUCUCGAGAGCCGCCAGUCCACAUCUAGAAACCUCUGGAUCCGGAGGCCGUCACCUGAGAUCCAGUUUCAUUUUUGUUUGUUUUAGGUCACCGUGUUUCAGAAGUGAAGAGACAUACCAUGUAGGUUGUUGACAUUUUAUGGUGUGUUCCAGUGUCCGCUUAAAACAAUGACUGUUCGAUCCAAAUGAUUCCUCAAUCCUUCUAUGGACUAUAUACACAGUACAUACCUAUAUAAACUACAUAUACUUAAAGAAACUGCUGGUGCUAAUAGAGCCGUCAGCAUCUCUGUUAGCAAAGUAGUUAAACAAAAAGUGAACUUAAAUUCCUUUAUUGUGAUUUGAUUUCGACAUUUGAUGCUUUGUAUUUUUAUUGAUCUGUGCGUUUCUGUACUUGCAGUCCUGAGGAGGUGACUCUUGGGGUAUUUUUUUUUUAAAUUUUUAUUAUUAUUUUUAUUAUGUUAUCUGUUCGUUUCUCCAAGCUGAAACUUGGUGCUGGUGGGAAUGGUGGCGACUGAUGUUCAUUCGGUGGUCACAGAACACUUAAACAGGGGGACCGCUUUGCCAAUUGAUGUGGGAUCCUCCUUUCUCUGCGUAUGAGAAGGCCCAGAGUGUACCUGGUGGAGCCUCGGCGGGUGCGGCUUGCUGUUCUGUGUGCGAGUGUGUGUAUGUUUUAUGUUUGAGUGUUACAAUAGCAGCUGAGGAACAAACAGUACUGUACACAAAGGGUAAUGUUUUAAGUGAAUCAACUCCAGAAAAAAAACAAUAAAUGUGAUUACAAUUUCA
This is a messenger RNA of Xiphophorus maculatus (southern platyfish), 10498 nucleotides long. RefSeq names its product protein Wiz (gene wizb). Gene Ontology annotation, molecular function: RNA polymerase II cis-regulatory region sequence-specific DNA binding; DNA-binding transcription factor activity, RNA polymerase II-specific. Lineage: Eukaryota; Metazoa; Chordata; Actinopteri; Cyprinodontiformes; Poeciliidae. The record is from RefSeq and is a predicted model, not a curated record. Gene Ontology annotation, cellular component: nucleus. The transcript has 17 exons. Gene Ontology annotation, biological process: regulation of transcription by RNA polymerase II. The coding region runs from base 1053 to 7076 and encodes 2007 amino acids.